Molecule: messenger RNA, 7802 nt
Organism: Hemiscyllium ocellatum (epaulette shark)
Lineage: Eukaryota; Metazoa; Chordata; Chondrichthyes; Orectolobiformes; Hemiscylliidae
Product: TOM1-like protein 2
Exons: 16
Coding region: 20-1603 (527 amino acids)
Biological process (GO): signal transduction
Cellular component (GO): membrane; endosome
Molecular function (GO): clathrin binding; phosphatidylinositol binding; ubiquitin binding
Source: RefSeq, a predicted model, not a curated record
UUGUGGAGGAAGCGUCAAGAUGGAGUUCUUCAUUGGUAACCCAUACAGUACUCCUGUCGGCCAAUGUAUAGAACGUGCUACAGAUGGAUCCCUGCAGACUGAAGACUGGGCCCUGAACAUGGAAAUUUGUGAUAUUAUUAACGAAACUGAAGAAGGGCCAAAGGAUGCUAUCAGGGCUCUGAAAAAAAGGCUGAGUGGAAAUAAAAACUACCGUGAAGUAAUGCUUGCUUUAACGAUUUUGGAGACCUGUGUUAAGAACUGCGGUCAUCGUUUCCAUAUCCUCGUAGCCAACCGUGACUUUGUUGAUGGUGUUUUAGUAAAAAUUGUCUUGCCCAAAAAUAAUCCUCCAGCCAUUGUGCAGGAUAAAGUCCUUGGAUUGAUACAAGCUUGGGCUGAUGCUUUCAGGAGUAGUCCAGAUCUGACUGGAGUAGUUCAUAUUUAUGAAGAGUUGAAGAGGAAAGGAAUGGAGUUUCCAAUGGCAGACCUGGAUGCACUGUCUCCAAUACACACACCAGGGAGAUGCAUUCCUGAGGUAGAUCCGGCAAUGAACAAACCAAUGCCUCAGUCCCUACAGAAAAACACUUCACCAAACAGCAUGUUAUCUGUACCCUCCACACUGACUGCCUAUACAGCCCCACGAGGCCUUCCAGCUGGACCAAUCACUGCAAACGUUGAACAGCUUGCCAGGUUGCGCAGCGAGUUGGAUGUUGUCCGUGGAAAUACAAAAGUUAUGUCUGAAAUGUUGACAGAAACAGUUCCUGGAGAAGAAAAUCAAUCUGACUUUGAGUUGCUGCAGGAACUAAAUCGCACAUGUCGAGCAAUGCAACAACGGGUGGUAGAACUUCUUUCCAAUGUAACUAAUGAAGAGAUCACAGAGGAACUUCUACAUGUAAAUGAUGAUCUUAAUAAUGUUUUCCUUCGGUAUGAAAGAUUUGAACGAUGCAGAUCAGGAUGUGAAAGUCAGGAUGCAAGAGAUGGUGUAUUGAAUGAAGUUACAGACACAGAUAAUCUAAUAGACUUGGGCCCAGGUUCCCCUGCAGUUGUGAGCCCAAUGGUUGGAAAUAUGAGUGCUCCUACUUUGUCCUCACAGCUCGCUGGGCUGGAUCUGGGGGCAGACAGUGUUAGUGGCACCCUUAGCUCAUUGACCAACUGCAAUCCAGAUGCUCGAGAUUCAGCUAAUUUUGAUAUGUUUGCACAGAUCAGAAGCAGUUCUCAAACUGAUGAGCGCAAAAAUGUAACAUAUGAAGACUUGCAGUCAAUUGGAGGAUUGGCAACUGCUAUUGAUAUUCAACAAAAUGUAGCAGUGCUGAACCAUAGAGCUGACAACCCAGACAUCGAGCCUAUAGACAAGUGGCUCAUGACACAAGGAAUGAUUCCUGUUGCACAGUCUGUUAUGGACGACGUUGAAGAAUGGCUCAGCACUGAUGUGAAGGGAGAUGAUGUAGAAGAAGGAGUAACAAGUGAAGAAUUUGAUAAAUUUUUGGAAGAAAGAGCAAAGGCAGCAGAGAGAGUCCCAAACCUGCCUUCUACCCUGACUAGCAACUCUAAUCCUCCACCAGUGUCUGCUGAAAGUUCCAAGGAUACCCUCUAUGCUUUACAAUGACGUGUGUGUGUAUUUUGGGUGUAUGUGUGUGUGUGUAUGGUUCAUUUGUUGUUGGGCAGGGUGCUGCUGUACAGUUUGCUAUAGCUUCUCAAUGGUGGCUGGCGAUGCACUUAUGUUUUAUGUAUCUCCAUUUAUUCCAACUCCUCCAGCCAACUAAUUCAUAAGAUGCCUUCCUAAUGUGCUAUUCGCAGUUUAAAAGCUGGCAAAUCUUUUAAAUCGCUGGGUUUUAGCAUUCUCCACAGUAUAAUGUAUUAUGCCCAUAUAUUAGCUGGACUUGCAAUAUUUCUCUGCAGUUCAUAUUUAAAUAAUGAUUUGGACUUACAUUCUGGUUAACCUGUAUCUUACCAAAGGGAAUUGGAACAGCUGGCCAUUUUGACAUUAUUACAAAAUGUUUAUUGUUAACACAGUGACAUUUUGGCAAGUGUGCUUUUUGUAAAAAUUGUAUCUCUAAGUGAACUAGUUUUUCUGGCCAGUGUUCAUUUCUGUUGGGACAUAGCACCUUUCACAUUGCAGUAGGUAUCAUAGGAGUUUUGCUAUAUUAUAAAGGAAAUUAGAGGAAUUCAUAAGUUUUAUCUAAACUAUAUAUUUUAGUGGUGAAUAUGCUAAUUGUAUUAUAUGUAUAACACUAAAAUGUGUUGCAGUGAAAACUGUACUGGAAAUACAUAUUAAAUGUAGGAUGAACCCUGAUGUAACAAAGAUACUUAUUAUUACAGGGACAACCACGCACACUUCAUAUGAAGCAUAGUGGUUAAAAUGGCAAUUUUCUAAGUGUGUUUGCAGUCAUUUUGUUUUGGCUAAAUCCUGCCAAUUUGUGUGAACAGUUGAGCCACACAAGAGAGCAGUAUGUUUUUCCCCUUUAACCACUGAUGAAAUAACUAAUCAAUCACUAAAAGACAUGUCUAUAGUCUCUGCGACUCUACUCCGAACGUCAAGCCUGUGUAGCUCUUAGUAGUAUAGAUUUCUUCUGGUCACCGUGGAGACAAAUUAUAGAUCUGUGUUGAUUCUAAAUGUGCACAAAUGGAAUAUACACUGGUGAGAGAGAGUAUUCAUUCCAUCUGGUUCAUUCUUCUGUUGAAACCUAGAGCUGUACUAUUGCAUUGUUUAAUUUGUUUCUUGAAUGAUGGGGUGAAAAGAAUGAUAAAAUUCUCUCUGGAAGGCCUUGCAUGUUUUAAUCCUUAUCUUUACUGAACUUGCCCUUUACUAUUUUGUAUCUUUAUCGCCUGUCCUAUCAUUGUGCUUCAGGUUAUUUUUUUCAGCUAUUUUCCUUGAAUUAGAUAUUUUCUAGACUAUUUUCUGUGAAAUCCCCUCCUCUUCACAUUUUUUCACUGGACUGGAGUAUCUGAGGAUUUUCCUGCCCUAGUAUUAAGACCAAAGCUUUCCUUUGAAUGAGUUCUCCUUAAAGUGAGUGAGCUGCAGGUCAUGUAGGUAGAUGGUUGAAAUACUCAUUACACAAUUUUGCUAUAAAUGUUGAUCACUUUCAGCUUUCCAGUUUGUAUAAGUAACCAUAUUUGAGAAAGACGCUUCUGUGAUGUUAAAAACUGGUGAUUACGUGUGCAUGUGUUUCAGUAGUGGGUCAGCAAAAGUUGAGGAUUGGUAUGUAUUUUUUUUUCCAAUGUGUCCAUUGGAACUUUGGAUAAGUACUGCCAAUGCAAUUCAAAAUUCUACCUUUCCAAAGCUUGGGUUUUCUGGUGGAGAGUUUCCUGAAUUGUAAACCAAAAGGGUGAGGUAAUUUUUAUUAUCAUGUGCCCAUUAGUGGUUUCGGCCUUAGGUAUGUAGGCCCCAAGUUCUGGAAUUCUUUUAACCUGUCUGUCUCUUUCUUGCUUGCUUUCUUGCAAUCAUAUGCUCUCUCUUGUUCUCUCUCUACUAAAUAUUAUAUUACAACACCUGACUUAAUAUAUUUGUCUCUCUGUACUCUUAGGCAUACUUUCCUAAAUUGAAGGAGUUCUAUCAAUUCAAGCUAUUGUUUAUUUUAAUCAAUAUAAUUCUGUUAUUUGAAUGUAUUUUCUGAAAAAUUGGCAUUUUUAUUCUACAUUUCCUAUCUAAAGGUUCUUAUUCAAGUUUUAGACCUUAUUCCUCUUCCCUUUCUCCCUACUCCACUGCCUAUUCUACAUCCGAGUUGUUAGUUUAGGACAUUCGGUGCUUUUACGUUCUGAAUUUUCAUAGUUAAGAUUGUAGAAGAGUGAUGUUAAUGUAUGAAAUAAUUCUGUGCAACUGCCCUUGCAAACCUGAGGUGGCAACAGUGAAUGCAAGAUAAUUUUUACAUUCACCUUUGUUCACAGUAAGAUACUGAUUUGGCCCGCUCCACACUCCUAUCCAUGCAUGAAUAAAGAGCAGUCCAUAUUUCAUCACUUAUUUAACAGUGCUGCAGUUAAUCAGGAACUAGGUUUGCUAAGUGCUGUUUCAUGAUAAGCAAGCUGUGGAAAUGUUAAAAUCUCAACUUUUCAGUGUUACCAUUUUGAAAACUUAACCACCUCCAAGCAUUCUAAUUCUAAAUCCAGAACAAAAACUGCAAAAAUCAGGUGCCAACAUCCAAAGUAGAAACACUCAACCGCUUGUCAGACAGUAUCGGCUGAGAGAGUGUUAAUGUUCUGAUGAAAAAUCAUUAACCUUAAGUAUUGUCUCUAUUUAUAUCUCUGUAGGUGCAUCCUGACCUACUGAAAGUUUCCAGCAUUUUGUUUUUAUUUGAACUAUUUUAAUUAUUGCAUUUAUUGUUUUACACAUCCUUAAGACCAAAAUAUUCUACACAGCAAGCAUAUUUCAAAAUCCAAACACUGCAGAGUGAAAACAAAAUAAUUCGAAGUGUCAUUCAUUGAGUGUGGAGGCCACGAGGUGCAAUAAACAGCAACCGCGCAUCUAACCCAGAAUCUAUGGGUUCAAGUCCCACUCCAGGAUAUGAUGGUGACAGCAUGUAUGUUCAUAACAUGGCCAAAUAGGUUGAUCAACCUAAAUAUUCUUCCAUUGUGCCUAUGCCAGGCAAUAAAAUGGUCAGCCGUGCUUGAUGCAGAGUGACUCUAUCCCUUGGUGAUAGAUUUGUGUGAAAAGGUUACUAAUCUAACUAUGGAAUCAGGCAUAUUUUGUCAGCAUCAUUUAUCAUUAAAUGUGAGAGAAUCUCCAAGUCAUCCUUUCAAUCGGCACCUUAAUACAGAGGUAUACAAAUUUAUACUGUUGUGUGGUCAGUUUCUAGUAUCCACUACAAUGAAAGCACAUGUGUCUAUUGUUAGGUUUACUAUCUGAAUGUUGUACAUUGCUCGGUAAUUGGUAGUUUUUUCUGCAAUGAUAUAUAAAUUUAUAGAUCUUAUUUUUUACAACACAGAAUUGCUAAGUUUACUAAUAAAAAUAAACACAUUUCUUUCCUCUAUUGAUCAUUGUUUAGACCCAUACAGACUGUUGUAAGACUGACACAUUGUAGUUCUGUUAAACUUGCUGGUCAUUUUACAUUUAUCAUAGCGGAGAUACCAGUGUUUUAGUUACUAGUUUGUUAUUAGACACUAUGCUUGCUAAAUUAGCACUGUGUUGUGUUUUUAAAGCUAUUUUACUGUAGAAAUGCAAACUGUAAGCUGUUUACUUAUAUUGAACAUCUUUUAUAAUGAAUCAGAAAAUUUAGAGGGAAGUUGUGGGAUUUCUUUGCAGAGCUUUUUUCCAUAUAAGUUGCCCAGUAACAUUAAUGAGCUUUGCUGGUGAAGCUUUGUUUGUUGCUUUUGAGACCCAUUUGCAUUCAGAUACAUGGUGCUCAGCUUUUUGUGUAUCUUGUUUUCUGCUUUGAGGCACAUGGCUAUUCUAACUUCUAGGAAAAAAACAGGUACAACUAAUUCAAAAGAUGGAAAACCCACAGUGAUGGUUUGAAUAUUCCAAUCUGUUCAACCAAGGCUUUGAAAACACUAUCAUCCUUAGUUUCCUGCCUCCCAUUUCUUAGUUGAGCUGAGGGAUAACUUAAAUUCUAACUUUAUUAUUUUCUUCUUUCCAAAUGAGCAGGAUAGGAUACAAAAUCCACACAUUCAGUUUGAUGCAAGUGCAUAUAAAGCUGCCUAAGGUCUUGAAAAGAUGAUUGGUUUCCUUCCCAUAGCCUCUUAUCACUAUUACUCAAUCACUUUUGCAAUGGGGGGGAAAGUAUACUGGAAGAAUAGCCCUGCUGAUCUACAUAAUUAUACCAUCCUAGAAGAAUAAUGUUAAAUGUGUAUAAAAGGUUAGCACCUGUUAAUACAAAUAUUAAUGUACAGUUCAAUGGAUUUAUUAUAAAAAGAUACUUCCAAUAACACAUUAAGACUUUGAUAAAUAGACAAUGUGUUACUUGGCAGUAUAUGGUUUGUAUCAUUUGAUUGUCUACCAAAUGUGUUAUUGCAAUAAAACUAAGUGUGUAUGUGCAAUUAGCAAACAAAUUGAGAUGUAACAUUUAUUGUCAGGUAGCAUGAUGCAUAAUAAUACCACAGGUCUCAUUUUUGAUCAGUGGUGUUUGGUAACACUUUUCUGGUUAACUCAAAUAGUGUGGUAAUUAGUAAUGACCUUAAGCAAAUGCAGUUAAUGUUGCCUCCUUGAUAGUAGCCCCCUCCAGGUAUUGCCACAUGCGUAGGAGCAGAAAGGUCCUUCUGAUUUGCAAAUCAUUGCUUGUUAAAGGACUAGAACACUUUAUAAAAUGUGAGCAUUUUAUAACAGUAAACUUUCAGAAAUCCUCAUGGAGUGUUUAAUAGUGACUGCUGUAUACCAGCCUUUCACUUGGAAGACUGAUUAAAUAUGUUGGGGUUUUAUUUCAUUUUGUUCUGUUGAGAUACAUAUUUUGAGUUGGUAUUCUUUAUUUGUUAUGAAACUUACUGUAAAUUCACAGUUACAAUUAAGGCAGUUAAAUAAUAACUGUACUCAAAUGUAGCCAAAUGUUAUUUUAUUUUAAAAGUUUUAAAUAUACUGAAUUCCAAAGGCGAAUGGGGUUUUCUGGUGCCGAUAUCAUACUCCCACUGAAUCCAAUGCAGUUUAAAAUUCUCAACGUCAUUCUACCAAACCAACCUUAACUGCAGAUUUAAGAAAAAAACAAAGCAGUGAACAUUGUACAACACUACCCACCCCCAUAAAAAGACAAUGAAUUGUUUGUUUGGAUGUUGAGUCUGAUUCUAAUUUAGUGAAAGUGCUUUCCAACUUCAAUAUUUUUGUCAGGCUUUCUAAAAGAUUUUUAAGGUGAGUAGCAAGUAAAAAGUAACAUAUAAUGAAUAAAAAAUGCACAGUACUUAAAUAUGUUGCGACAUGUUUGGUUAAAAUUAAAAGGGGAAUCAUAUACUUCCCAAUCCCAUCUUACCCAAGGCUACAAUUUAAACCACAUGCCUCACCACCUCCCUCUCAACACAGUAAUAAAAAUUGUGGCCAUGAUGUUAUAGAAUGACAGAUUAGGCUUGAGGGGCCAAAUGGCAGCCUUGUGCUUCUAUUACUUAUUCUUGUGUUCAUUAUAUCUCCCCAGUGGCAUUUAGUGCACACUCGCUGCUUCCCAAAUUUGUAAUCCUGAUUUCAUAAUAAAGCUUAUAGUGAGAUUUUUGCAUGCAGUUUUUUUCCCCAUUUUGUUAUUUUAAUUCUCCUUUAACAAUUCAGAUUAGGAAAUAAAACUUGUUCACAUUGGGGGUGCAUAUCUGGAUAGGUCUGGUUAAGGACCUGCUGACAGUUGACUUCUACCAAUUUUUUUAAAAAUGUAAAUUAUAUAUAAUACUUCUUCAGCUUUCUCCUUUCACAGGUGAAAUAAGGAUGAGGAUGAAUUUAAGAAUUAACCUGAAUUUUGAUUCAUUUCUUACUGUUAGACAUAAGAUUAAUUAUUAUAUUGCAAUUAAUUUGGCUGCAGAGAAUAGACUAUUUUCUACAAAGGCUUGUUAAAAAUAUAACCAACUCAAAAUUAUGCAGCUUAGCAGUAUGAUCUCUUAUAUUCAUAACACUACACACGACCUCAUAGGCUGUAAGAACAAAACCUCUAUGUUAAUCAGUCAGUACACACGUGUGGUUAAUAUUUAUUAACAUUUUAGGUUCUGUUUCCACAUAUGACAAUAUGUUCCAUAUAUGCUGUCCAUAACCUGGUAUUUCAUUAACUUAUGUUUACUGCAGACUUGUGAAUUAUGUCAUGUUGUGUUACAAAUUGGAUGUGUGUGAUUUGUACUGAACUGUCACUACUGUUUAAAUUCUGUUGUGCUUGAUUCUUGCAUGAAAUGUUAUAAAUAAAUAAUACUGGUAUGUG